Molecule: messenger RNA, 3155 nt
Organism: Zingiber officinale
Lineage: Eukaryota; Viridiplantae; Streptophyta; Magnoliopsida; Zingiberales; Zingiberaceae
Product: probable ubiquitin conjugation factor E4
Exons: 16
Coding region: 65-3028 (987 amino acids)
Biological process (GO): protein polyubiquitination
Cellular component (GO): nucleus; cytoplasm; ubiquitin ligase complex
Molecular function (GO): ubiquitin-ubiquitin ligase activity
Source: RefSeq, a predicted model, not a curated record
AAUACGCCGGUUCUUUCCUCGGACACUUUCAUCCCGCCUCCUAGCUCUCGUUAUUCAUAGCGCAAUGGCGGCGAAAACCCAGCGAUCUCUACAGGAUAUCAUUGACAUCAUCCUCCGGAAGAUCUUUCUCGUCGUCCUCCAACAACCCUCCAAGAAUGACCCUAAUAUCGUUUUUUUAACGCUCACGGCAGCCAAGAUCCUCAGUGAAGGCAGAACUCUUGUCCUUUCCUGCACUAUGAUGGACAGGGUUCUCAUCGAUCGGCUAUCUGGUGAUUUCCCCUCCGCAGAGCCUCCCUUCCGCUAUUUAGUUGGCUGCUACCGCCGUGCCUGUGAUGAGUUGAAAAGGGUUGUCUUAGUGAAGAACGCCUCCUUUAGAUCGGAAAUUGUGUUUGCAAUCAAACAAGCGCGGAAAUUAGUCAUCUUGUAUUGUAGGUUAUAUGUGGGGAAUCCAAAUAUGUUCAAGACCUCUGGGCAUGUUUCAGGGGCGUCUUAUUUGAUGUCGAUGAUCUUCGCAAAGGUCUCAACCCAUAUGGAUGAGUUUGGAGAUGAGUUCGGAGAUGAUACUUUCGACAGCCCUCCAGGUUUUAUUAAUGAGUUCUUCAGGGAUGGCGAUGAUGGCAAUUUGGAACUUGUUGUGCAGGAUUUGUUUGAAAAACUGAGGCAGAGUGUGGACGGAAUAUCACCAUUAGGAAACUUUCAGCAGCCGAUGAGAGCACUGCUGUGGUUAAUUGAAUACCCUAACAAUGCCAAAAUUUUGGUGAAUCACCCAAGGUGGAUACCUAAGAAGACUAACUUGCCGAUUGGUGAAGGAAGGAUGAUUGAGAUUGAAAGCAUUUUAGGAGCCUUUCUCCGUGUUAGUGCAUUGCCUGAUUCUAAGGAAUUUAAGAGUACACCAGAUGUCGGACAACAAUGUUUCUCAGAAGCGUCUAAUCGUCGGUCGGUUGAUUUAUCAUCCCUUACAACAAUUAAGAAAGCUAUGAAUAUUUUGUACGAUGGCCUCGUUGCGGUGUUUCACAAAUUACUUAAUAAUCAAGAUACGCAAGAAAGAGUUUUAGAAUAUCUUGCAGAAGUUAUCAAGAAAAAUUCAGCAAGGUCGUGCAUGCAGGUUGAUCCAUUAUCAUUUGCAAGUUAUGGCAUGCUUGUGAAUCUUAGUUCGGUGAUGCUUCGCCUUUGUCAACCUUUGUUAGAUGGUGCUGCAAAAUGGAGAGAACAAAUUGAUCAUAGAUAUUUAUUUCAUAAUACUCGUUUAGAUUUCAGACAAUUGGCAACCAUGCACGCAUCGUCUGAAGAAGUCUCGGCAUGGUUAGAGGAGGAAAAUUCCUCAAAGGAUACUCAUGAGUUGGAGGCUCAAGAAGGCACGAGUAGUGGUACAAGAAAGGAGUAUUCUUUAACUUGUGAAUGCUUCUUUAUAACUACAAGAGUACUUAACUUGGGAUUGAUGAAAGCAAUAUCGGAAUUUGAACAUCUUUUUGAGAAACUGAGAAGUUAUGAAGAAGACCUGUCUAUCCUCAAAGCCAUGAGGGAACAAGGAGCUUCUCCACUACUGGAUGCAAAUAUAAAACAUCUGAAGAAAGAAAUUGAUAUAUUGACACAAUCCAAGUCAUGUUAUGAAGUUCAAAUUUUUCAAGAUUAUACACUGCUAGGACAGGCAUCGACCUUCUACAAAUUGGUUAUUAUCUGGUUGGUGGAUUUUGUUGGUGGGUUUAAAAUACCUCUGCCAUCAACAUGCCCUAUGAAAUUUGCAUCUAUUCCAGAACAUUUUGUCGAUGAUGCUAUGAACUUUCUGGAGAUAACUUUUGGAGUGCCAGAGGUUUCUGAAGGGGUUGUCUUGGAUUUCUUGAAUUUCAUAAUUAUGUUCAUGGCGAACGAUACUUAUGUUAAGAACCCAUGUCUGAGAGCUAAAAUGGUUGAAGUACUAAAUCAUUGGAUAAAAAAAAAAGGUGCUACUCUUUUUGAAAGACACCCGUUGUCCCUUGACUAUUUAGUUAGCAAUCUUCUUAAAGUUGAUGUGGCACAUAUACAGUUAUCUGAUAAAUUCACUAUUCGUAAAAAUAUAUAUGAACUUUUAGAGUAUUUGUGGAAUAUUCCUAGCCGUCUCAAUGCAUGGAAACAGAUUGCUAGGGAGGAGAAGGGAAUGUAUCUGAAUUUUUUGAAUUUGCUUAUCAAUGAUAGCAUGUAUCUUCUUGAUGAGUGCUUAAACAAAAAUAUCAGUCAACUAAAAAAAAUAAAAGUCGAAAUGGCAAAUUCUGCAGAAUGGGAACAGAGAUCUGUAGAGGAGAGGGUAGAGAUAAUGAGACUUUUUCAUUCACAAGAAAAUAUUGUCAGAUCUAAUAUGAAGUUGGCAAAUGGGAAUGUUGGUAUGCUUGCAUUCACAUCUGAACAAAUUCCUGCACCCUUCCUGCUUCCAGAAAUGGUUGAAAGGGUAGCUAUCGUGCUAAAUUAUUUUCUCUUGCAACUUACUGGUUCUCAAUGGAGGUUUCUCGAUAUAAAAGAUCCUGAAAAAUAUGAAUUUAGACCCAGACAAUUGCUAAAACAAAUUACCAAGAUUUAUGUUCAUAUUGCAAGAGGUGACAAAGAGAUGAAUGUGUUCCCUGCUGCAAUCUCGAAGGAUGGACAGUCAUACAAUGAGAAGCUGCUUACAUCACAGCUAUUUAAAUAUGUUGCUGAUAAUCUCUGGAAGAUUCAUGAAAAUCGUAACAUAAUCCAGGAGUUUGUUGAGCUUGGUCUCAAAGUAAAAUCAGCAGUUUAUGAAGCAUUGAAUGAAGCAUCGAAUGCUGAGGCCAUUCUUGGAGAGAUACCAGAUGAAUUUCUUGAUCCGAUUCUGCAUACUUUGAUGAGAGAUCCUGUCAUUCUACCUUCAUCAAGAAUGUCGGUGGACCGGCCAGUUAUCCAAAGCCACUUGCUGAAUGGCAAUACCCAGAACGAUCCAUUCACCCGUUGUCAUCUGACUCAAGACAUGCUAAUACCAAACACAGAGCUGAAACAAAGAAUUGAAGACUUCAUCAUAUCUCAGAGGAAACGGAAAUGAAGCAGAAGAUAUGAAACUUCAAAAGAUGUUUGUGGUUGAGUAAAUGCAUAUAAUCUUCUCUGCUUAAAGAGCUAAAGUAGAAAUUGCCAACUGUAGCAAGUAUAUUUCCAUUAGUGAAAUAUUGAAA